GUUCAUCUAUAUACGACUUGGUGUAAUAAAUCGUAAAAAAACCUAUUGAUCGUGAAUGUGUAGCUAAAAGUGAAAAAUGCAAAAGUGUUUAUAAUAUUUCAUUGGAAUAAUUGUAUGUUGUGUUUCUGGUGAGAAUGCCUGUUGAAUACGUUUGCGUGGUUGAAGACGAAGGGGAUGAACCCAUUGAGCUUCCGACUGAAGAAGAUGGAACACUACUUUUGUCGACGCUAACAGCACAGUUCCCUGGUUCUUGUGGAUUGAAGUACAGACAUUCUGAAUCGAAAUUUAUUCGAGGUGUUCGAUUGGUCGACGGAUGCAUGCAUCCGCCUAUGGCAGAUGGAUGGGAUAACGAGACUUACAUUUGUGUCUUUCCUAAAGGUAAUAAUAUUCUAAGACGUACAGGGCCAGUUCUUCGACAAUGUGUCGUUUCUCCAAUGUCCACAUUAGCAGAACCAGCCGCAAGUCCAAAUGCAGAUUUCAGAACAUUAGAAAAUAAUCCCAUAAAUCAUAAUAGAUCACAUUGUGGACACUUUUACACCAUGCAACCGAGUAUACAUAAACAAUUAUUUAACACAGGAGGAUUUCCUAAAUCAUUUCAAAAACAGGUGAAAACUUUUAAUGAAGCUUGUCUAAUGGUUAGAGAGCCUACAAUCGAAAUAAUGGAAUAUAUGGACAAAAUGAAUUAUAGUAAACCUGCAUUGAGAUUUGUAAUGUAUGGAAAAUUAGGUUGUGGAAAAUCCCUGGCAUUGGCUCACCUCAUACAUUAUGCUUAUGAAAAGAAAUUCAUUAUUGUACAUGUUCCAUGGGUACCCAAUUGGUUUAUACGUCCCAAAGAAUACAACAACUCAACUAUCCACGAAGGUUUCAUGGAUCUUCCCAUAGACGCAGCGGCUUGGCUUUUCCAUUUUCAGACACAAAAUAGUACUUUACUAAAAGAAUUAGAUCUUAAGACUUCCAAAGAUUACGUUUGGAGUAAACGCGAAAUAACUCCGAAGGAUUCUCCAUUAAUGGCAAUUGUCGAACAUGGUAUUAAUAGAGUUAAAUAUGCUAGUGAAUGUAUAUCGGUGCUUUUCAAGGAGUUAAAACAACAUUCGACUGAAGGAAGGUGCAAAACAUUUGUGGCAAUCGACGGCUACAAUGCACUUUGGCACACACAUUCGAUAAUAAAAGGCGACAAUAAACAAUUUGUACCGCCGGCAAAAGUUACGAUAACCACUCCAUUCUUAGACAUCACCAACUUCGAUUGGUGUAAUGGUUUAUCGGUAGUAAUCGUAGACCAGCACGCGGUGCCCAAAGAAAGCCAAGAAUCACAUUUACCAAGAUAUCUUCUGGGUAAAGAAGGUUUUGAGCAUCUAGACCCUUUUAUUCCAGUGGAAAUAAAGGGUUAUAAUGAUAAAGAAUUUGCAAGUGUUAUGCAAUACUAUAGGGACAGACUGUGGUUGCAGACGCAAGAUUCGCAGGCCGAAAAAGAACUGCAUUUUAUGAGCGGUUGUAAUCCUUAUAGAUUGAUGGAGAUGUGUGGGCCAUUGUAGAUUUAUUUUGUAAUUAAAUAUAUAAUAUAGUAUAGUAUUGAGAAUAAUAUUGUUUGA
Molecule: messenger RNA, 1589 nt
Organism: Ctenocephalides felis (cat flea)
Lineage: Eukaryota; Metazoa; Arthropoda; Insecta; Siphonaptera; Pulicidae
Product: 28S ribosomal protein S29, mitochondrial-like
Exons: 10
Coding region: 135-1532 (465 amino acids)
Biological process (GO): apoptotic process
Cellular component (GO): mitochondrial ribosome; mitochondrial small ribosomal subunit
Molecular function (GO): structural constituent of ribosome
Source: RefSeq, a predicted model, not a curated record